AUGGAGGGCAUUUCUAAAAAUGUGUUAGUCCUGAAUUUUCAAAUAGAUUCGAAAAAUGUCAAGGAUCAACAGGUGUGGGCACCUCGCCCUGAGCCCAUUCCGGGCUGUCCUCCUGGACUAGAAUACUUAACAACGGUGGAUCAGCUACUUGUUAAACAGCAGACAGAGCUUUUAGAGGUUCUCGUAGGAUGGGAAACUGCAAAUAAGUACAAGAUCAAAACCAAAAGUGGACAACAAAUCUAUUUUGCAGCUGAAGAGUCAAAUGCCUGCGCUCGCCAGAUUUGUGGCCCAAAAAGAGGUUUUACAAUGCACAUCACAGACAACAUGGGGGAGGAGGUGAUCCGAGUAACAAGGCCGUUUAAGUGUUUUGCUGGAUGCGCAUGGUGUGCUUGUAUUAACGCUUUUGCUCAUGGGGUUACAGUUGAAGCACCACCGGGACAGGUGGUAGGAUAUGUCAAACAACAACUGAGUUGGUUUCCACCAAGAUAUUCAAUACUGGAUGCCAAUCGCCAGGAGGUCUUUUGCAUCAGAGGUCCUCUCUGCAUGAUUACAGGGCCAUGUUGUCCAUUCGACCUUGAAUUUGAGGUGUUUGCCAAGGACGGGAAUACAAGUGAGGGGAAGAUCAGCAAGAAGUGGGGUGGAAUGCUAGACUAUGUCCUCGACAUUGGCUCUGAUGCUGACAGUUUUGGAGUUUCGUUUCCUAUGGAUCUAGAUGUCAAGAUCAAGGCGGUGAUGAUUGGAGCUGUGUUCCUCAUUGACUUCAUGUACUUCGAAACGAGUGCAAUUGAUAAUAGUCUCCUCUCCGGAUAAACACUACACAAAUUUAUUGGUUCAAAACGAGAAGAGUGGAAUGAAAGCAAGGAACACAAUAUACCAAAAACAUGCUGGCAAAUCAGUUAAC
Messenger RNA from Saccostrea echinata, 901 nucleotides. RefSeq names its product phospholipid scramblase 2-like. The transcript is spliced from 8 exons. Gene Ontology annotation, cellular component: plasma membrane. Bases 1 to 810 code for a protein of 269 amino acids. Gene Ontology annotation, biological process: plasma membrane phospholipid scrambling. Gene Ontology annotation, molecular function: phospholipid scramblase activity. The record is from RefSeq and is a predicted model, not a curated record. NCBI's taxonomy places the organism in Eukaryota, Metazoa, Mollusca, Bivalvia, Ostreida, Ostreidae.